This is a messenger RNA of Colletotrichum paranaense, 1041 nucleotides long. RefSeq lists its product as uncharacterized. The transcript has 2 exons. Lineage: Eukaryota; Fungi; Ascomycota; Sordariomycetes; Glomerellales; Glomerellaceae. The record is from RefSeq and is a predicted model, not a curated record. Bases 1 to 1041 code for a protein of 346 amino acids.
AUGGCUCCAUCAUCGAUACACGUUGUAUUUCCGUUCAUCACACUGGCUGGACUCUAUGCGGUCUCAAAUCUCAUGAUCAACUCUGGCCACGCUCAGUUAUUCACCGAUAGGCGAGCAUCGGCAACACCCUUACUCCCAGACAACAAAACACCCCUCCUGACAGUCUAUACCGGGGUCCCGCCCCUGGACUCGUAUCUCGCCAACCUGCAGUUCAGCAUCAUCCCUACAGUCGAUGGCUCGUCCCAGGCUUUGGCUCUGCUAGGGUGGCACUGGAUGGGGCUUCUCAUAGCCGUUUUCACUGUCAUGCUAGUCGAGAGCUUACGAACGCGACGCGCAAGGGACCUGAUUCCUUUCGCGCUCUGGGGUCUUGCCAUACAGUAUGCAGGGUACUUCAUCAUCAUGCCCAUAUACUGUUAUGUAUCCCUGCUCUCUCAGUCACCUAGGAAGCAUUCAAGACUACCGACCAUGGCUGCCAUUAAAGCUAUCCCGGCAUCAGUGCUAAUUGGGCUUGUAAUCCCAUCGGCGAUUAUGUGUCUGCCAAGCAACCAUCUCUCUGGCCAGUCACGACAGGUCGCUGUAGCUGUCUGGCAGAACUUCCCAGCGUGGAUGGCCUUAGUCCAGGUGAUUGCCGUGUCUUUGGUGGGAGCCAUCCCGGCACGAAAAUCGGAAGAACGCACUACCGAGGACGGCGAAUUCAGCCGUAACAUGUCAGCUCUUCGAAGAUUGUACAAAGCUACCGCCGUAGUCUCCGCUUUGAUCCAUGUCUUGGGUCUCGUACCCAUUGUAUCCGCUGCCAUUGGCAAGCUGGAGCCUACACAAGAUUCGCCACAUGCGCAGCUGCGACCUGCCGACUUUUUCCUGCCGCAGAAGUGGGAUACUGAGACCCAGUCAACGGCCGACGGAGGUCGUCUCCGUCUCGGCACGGGUCGUGUUCGUCUGAACCACGAGCUCGGUGUGGGGUUACGACAUCUGGAACAGGACCAAGACCUCCAGAAGCUCAUUCGCCAAGCUGUCAGCGUGGGAUCCUUCGCCCUUCUCUAG